AUGUAACACCAAUAAAAUAUCUAAAACAAUUUCCAGUCAAUUGUGGAACUAUAUUACCAUCAAGCCAAGUUGAGCGGAGACAAAAGAAUGAGUGAGAUCAAGUCUUCCACUAAAAUUUAAGCUUGGCAUAAAAUGCAUAAAUUAAAAGUUAAAUAUAAAAAAAUCAGAUAUGUAUUUAAUUGAUUAAAUAGUCAACUGUUAUUAUUCAGAAGUUUGCUCGUGGAUAUAUUGCUAGAAUGCUAAUGAAAAGAAACAACGACUCCAGAUACAAUGAAAGAAAUAUUAAAUAUUUCAGUUAUCAUGCAACUUAGAUCUAAAGACAUUUUAGUUAUCAUUAUAGAAAAUAUUACAUUAAUUGGUCAACUAGAAAGGCCUAUCUUUAAUUCUUAAAAACCAAAAACUAAGACUUUCUGGAAGAGUUAAAGAAAGUCGAAGUUGAUGAAAAUUAAUAAUUGAAAGUUAGACAAGAAUAAUUGGCAAGAACAGAAUUUGAAUCCCUAGCCAAAAACUUACAUCAUCUUUCUUCUACAUAAACCAUUGCAGGUGUUUAUAAUAGGCCUUUUGGAAAUAAAGACAUUGUGUUUGAUUUGGAUGUUGAGAGCCAUCUCAAAGUAGUCUUUCAUAGUAAUUAUGAAUGGGAAAAGAAGAGACAGAUUUCAAGAUAUGCUAAAACCAGUAAAUUGAAUUACUCUAAUAAAUUAAAACCAUUGAAAUGAUAUCUUAAAAUAAUAUUCUCUGUCAAGUUUAUCAAUAAUUUAUAUAUAUUAUUCAAACCUGUAUUCAACUCAUCAUACUAUCUAAAUCUGGAUGAUUAAGUAGGUUUUUCCAUCUUUCGAAUUAUGAUUAAAUUGCAGUAGGUUUUAAAUUUAUAAAUUUUAAAUCCUUUUAUUCACUCCUUUAAUA
Molecule: messenger RNA, 903 nt
Organism: Paramecium sonneborni
Lineage: Eukaryota; Ciliophora; Oligohymenophorea; Peniculida; Parameciidae
Source: the annotation of a GenBank genome assembly